Molecule: messenger RNA, 1003 nt
Organism: Sturnus vulgaris (Common starling)
Lineage: Eukaryota; Metazoa; Chordata; Aves; Passeriformes; Sturnidae
Source: RefSeq, a predicted model, not a curated record
ACAUCCUCCAGGUUCGGAUCCCUUGGUCCAAGUUUUUUGAUAUUCCAAGCCUCAAUAGGAACAUCCCUGUCAUCGAAUAUGAGCAGUUUCUUGCAGAUUUAUGUGCUGCAAGGCUACGCAGAAGGGUGGAAAGAAGGAACAUGGGAAGAAAAAAUAGAUGAAAGGCCGUGCAUUGAUCAGCUGAUGUACUCCAAAGACAAACAUGGCUACUACAGGGGCUGGUUCUGGGGUUAUGAGGAAACACGAGGCCUAAAUGCCUCUUGCUUGUCUGUGCAAGGAUCUGCCUCUAUUGUGGCUCCCAUCCUUCUGAAGAACACCUCAGCACAGUCAGUGAUGUUAGACAGAGCUGAAAACCUUCUUCAUGACCACUACGGAGGGAAAGAUUAUUGGAAUACCCGUCGGAGCAUGGUGUUCGCUGAGCACCUCCGCAUGGUGGGAGACGAGUUCAGGAAGAAAUACCUUCAAUCCACUGAUGAGGCAGACAGGACUCAGUACAAGGAGGACUGGACGCAGAUGAAGGUUAAGAUGGCCACAGCUCUAGGUGGCCCAUACCUUGGGGUUCAUCUCAGAAGGAGAGACUUCAUUUGGGGUCACAGAGAAGAUGUGCCUUCCCUGCAAGGAGCAGUAAAGAAAAUCCGCAGCCUCUUGGAGAUGCUUAAACUUGAAAAAGUUUUUGUAGCCACUGAUGCUGUUGAGGAAGAGAUCGAACUGCUCAAGAAACUGCUGCCUGAGAUGGUGAGGUUUGAACCCUCUCUGGAAGAGCUGGAACUCUAUAAGGAUGGGGGCUUGGCUGUGAUUGACCAGUGGAUUUGUGCACAUGCAAGAUAUUUUAUAGGCACCUCAGUUUCAACAUUUUCCUUCCGAAUCCACGAGGAAAGGGAGAUCUUGGGAUUUGAUCCAAAAACAACUUACAAUCGAUUUUGUGGCGAAACGGAGAAAAACUGUGAGCAGCCAACUCACUGGAAGAUUGUAUAUUAAACACAGAGAAACACAAAGGUUUCAA